Molecule: messenger RNA, 1818 nt
Organism: Trichoderma aggressivum f. europaeum
Lineage: Eukaryota; Fungi; Ascomycota; Sordariomycetes; Hypocreales; Hypocreaceae
Exons: 3
Coding region: 1-1818 (605 amino acids)
Source: RefSeq, a predicted model, not a curated record
AUGGCAGUGACUAGUACUCUAUCUCCAUCUUUUGUCGUUUCCACCGCGAUUACUGCGGCACCGGUUCCGUCUUCGCUGCCGCUCCAAAUCGUCAUCGAGCCUGAUAUUGGGGGAACGCUGGAUUUUUUCCCCUUUCGCGACCUUGCCAAUAUCGGAAACCCGGACGAUGACGCCUUCAGUUUCAAGAAUCUCAUCAAAUCGAGCAUUGAUGGUGACCAGAGCAUUUUGCUCUUCAGCACCGGUUGCGAGGUUGACGGCGUCGAGGACUGCACCCGUGCCUGCAACCGCACUGACACCUUCUUCGGCUCUCUCGAGACGUUCUAUAACUGCAUCGCGCUAUCUUCCAUUUCCCACUGGACUCAUGACACUCAGAGUUAUUACAUCACUCCCGAGGCGGAGCAAAAUGCCAGCAGCAUCAUGGGCUCUGGCAGCCUCGCCGAAUUCGAUUAUAAGCCUACUCUCGACUCGUUUAUAACUUGCGCCCAAGCAGCAUGUGGAAGUGACUUGUUAAGCGUAUCAUGCGACCCCUCGAUCAAGGCACUCUCUAGAGACAAAUCGAGUGCUGAUCAGAUAUUCGAAGCAAUGGAUACCUUUUGCCCAGAUAUUCCUGCUAAUAUUGAUCCUGACAUCUUUGGGCCUGGAGUGCUAAUCUCCUAUGUGCUUCAAGUAUGCUUUUCAGGAUCUCUGUAUCUGGCCGUCCAGGGAUUUACCAUCUGGGCACGCCGCACCGAGAAGAAGCGGGAGCCCUUUAGUCUUACCCGUGCCCAGUCAUUAGUCUGGAGAGACACGUCCACCCUGUCACGAACCAGUGUGGCCAUGGCCACCACUCUCGUCGAGUUUCAAGAAGCCCAGUGCUGGUUUGUGUUUGCAUUGCAGAUCGCCUCUAUCCUUGCCAUAGUCAUCAACUCUCAGGAAGGCACCUUCUGGGGCGAGAUUAUCGUCAACGGCGCCGUUGCCUUCCAUGUCAGUCUCAACGGCGUUCUCCCCAUGUUUCUGGUCCAAGUGUGUCUUCACAACGAAGGCAUUCGCAAUUGGCAUACGUUUCUCGGAUUUUGCGCCGAAUAUUUAUUGGCAAUCAUUGCAUCGACACAGAAAAUUAGCUUUGCAUCUACUUUUGACCUGUUCAAGCAGCAGCACAGCAUUGAGGAAUGCGGUGGCAACCCGAGCCCUCGAACGUAUUGUGCGGCAACGCAUGGCGUCUCUGGACUACACUUGACAUUUUUCCCGCAUCCACUCCUCUAUAAGAUUGUGUUUUUGGGUCUGGACAGCAUUGCCUUUAUUGCGCUUGUGGUUGACCAGCUAAGUUGGACACUGCGAAAACAUAGACGGACGAAACACUUGAGAUUCGGUAGCUGGACGCCUGGUCGAUGGCCUGAGAACAGUUUCCGGCGCCACUGGAAGACAAUCACCAUGUAUUUCUGGAGAGGCUUGGAAAUAGCCUACUUCAUCAUCAAUAUCCUGUACAUGGUUUCUCUCGUCACGGUCAUUAACGCAAAGAGCUUCGAGGCCAACAAAUGGUCCUAUGGGCAGAUCAUUGCCAUCACUUGUUGGGGUCCCGUCAUUGUCAAACUGAUAGACCUCAUAAUAUCCGGGCCGCCAAAGAACGGCGAACGACUCAAUUCCGGACCACCGCGAUUACGUAUAGACAACAUCAUAAACCAUAGACUGAUAUCAGAAUACGACGACGAAAUCACGCUUCGGCCGGACGAGCCGCUUACGCUCAGGCCUGAUUUGAAGACUGCGGGAACGACCUACUCCCGACCGGAGACGACAUUUUUCGAGCCUGGAGACAGAUAUGUCUCUGGUGGACGAGACUAA